Molecule: messenger RNA, 177 nt
Organism: Colletotrichum tamarilloi
Lineage: Eukaryota; Fungi; Ascomycota; Sordariomycetes; Glomerellales; Glomerellaceae
Exons: 1
Coding region: 1-177 (58 amino acids)
Source: RefSeq, a predicted model, not a curated record
AUGUACGAUUUACGCGCCGAUACCCGCCAGUUCCUCCUCCUCACUCUCAGGCCCGCAAAACCUGUCUUGAAGCACAACAUUCAGAAGCGUGCGGGCAACUGGGCCAGACGCUGGGUUGGAUGCCGACCUCUACUGGCGUGCAGCAUCUGCGGUGGCAGCACAUUGCCACGAUCUUAA